Messenger RNA from Strongylocentrotus purpuratus (purple sea urchin), 1638 nucleotides. Its product is annotated as probable palmitoyltransferase ZDHHC4. The transcript has 6 exons. Gene Ontology annotation, cellular component: endoplasmic reticulum; Golgi apparatus. Gene Ontology annotation, biological process: peptidyl-L-cysteine S-palmitoylation; protein targeting to membrane. The record is from RefSeq and is a predicted model, not a curated record. Bases 321 to 1424 code for a protein of 367 amino acids. NCBI's taxonomy places the organism in Eukaryota, Metazoa, Echinodermata, Echinoidea, Camarodonta, Strongylocentrotidae. Gene Ontology annotation, molecular function: protein-cysteine S-palmitoyltransferase activity.
CCCCCCCUGCGUACGCGCCUGCAUGGAAAUCAAUGUGCACGAGCUACGAGUUCGUAAUGACGUUAUCACAGCAUCUCCUUCAUAAUCAUUUUGCCUUGCGCACAGACUAGAAGGGAUGAGAUUUAAAUAAAUAAAAAAUAACAACAUACGCAGGAAGACUACGGAGCACCACUGCAUGCCUUUCAACACGGCUGUCGAUUUUGACCCGUAAUUUCCUGAAAAGGGACCAUUAAACGUGUUAUACGGUCAAGUUGUUUAUAGGAGGAUAUGAAGUCGACUCAUCUUUUAAGAAGCAGACCCCGACUUGAUCAUUUAUCAUAAUGGAUUUCUUGAUACUUAUGAUAGCAUACGGAGUGACGUUUGGUUCAUUUUCCUACAUUCUCUUGCUUGGCGACAGCAACUUUCAUCGUAAUGGUGUAAUCGGCAAAAUAAGACAAGGCCUUCUGCAGACGGUGAAAUGGGUGCACAGAAAUCUCCUCCCUAGAGCUGUCCAAAGAUUGGUUAACAGGUUCAUCAACUACCUUAUUCAUGAGAGAAACCCUUUUUUCCAAUACUUGUACGUGAUCGUCCUCCUCCUUGCGCUGUACUACUACACGGUUGACGUGCUUCCGCUUGCUCUGGCAGUGGGUAAUCCUGCCUGGAUCAUCUUCGUCUCCUACUUCUGGUUUACAUCAUGCUUAGUCCUCUUUAUCAUCUGCUGCAAGAGUGACCCAGGGGUCAUCACCAUGGAGACACUGCAUCGAUUCAGAGACGUGUAUGACAUGGACUGUGUGUUGUAUCACAGGGGUGCAGAGUGCCGGACUUGUAAAUUUGAAAAGCCAGCCAGAUCGAAGCACUGUGGAACAUGCAACCACUGUGUGUACCGCUUUGAUCACCACUGCACGUGGCUAAACAACUGCAUUGGGGGAUUCAACCACCGCUACUUUCUUGCUCUCGUCACGUCUCUGUGUUUGGGGACGGGUUUCGUUUCUUACAGCAUCCUAUCUACCCUGAGCCUGUUUGCCCAGGUGUCUGGUUUGCUGGAGGCCAGCUAUGUCGGACCUGAUGGGAAGCUCUGGCCAGUCACCUUGAGAGUUGCAGCACAGCAUCUCUUUAUGGAAAGACCCAUGCCUGUGUUCAUCAUGAUGUCACUGGCACUUCUCAGCCUCCUGGUGGCAGCAUUCAUGUUCUACCACGUCUACCUAGCUUUGACGAACCAAACCACCAACGAGCGAUACAAGCGAUCUCAGGCAGUACAGGAAAUUCGCCAACACUGCAAUUGCUCAUCAAGCAGAAAUGCCAAGACGGUGAGCCAGCACAAAAACUCACACUCCAAGCGAAAUCAUAGCAGGCAGGCAGAUGUUAUUCCUCUGUGCAAAAAUAUAUACGAUAAAGGUUUUGUUUGGAAUUUAUACGAAAUUCUUUUUCCAGUUAGCAACAGAUGACAAUUUAGGGGGAUGUUUAAUAGAUUUUUAACAAAUAAAUAUUAUUUACAUCCCUGCCUAACUUUUAACGACAGUUGUACUAGCUUUAUUUAAACAUGAUGUCAUUGAACUACAGGUUAUGAUAUUUACAUGUACAUUCCAUUACUUUGAAUUAAACAUAACAAAAAUGAUAAACCUACUGACUCGGCUUUGACUGUGUGAUAUUUCCAAUGAU